ACAUGCGCGCUGCAGCUCGGACGGAGUGAAGCGCGCUAAUGGCGGAGAAUGUUCGGUCGCCGUUUGACUACCGGGAGCCGCCGACCCUGGACAGCGACGGGGACGGGAGCAAGCCUCCGCCGCAGGGGCGAGUGUGUGGGAGGAAGAGGAAGGGGACGCCGGUGAAGGUGUGUGACCGGGCAUAUGUGACAGAAGAUGAGGAGGAGGAGAGCAUGUCAGAGCACAGCUACAGCCCAGGUGAAGGUCAGUAUCCAGAGGGGGCCGAGGACCGCCUCCCCACACCUGGCAGCCCGUACUACCUGCCAGACCCCGCCCAGCUCUGUGUACCAGAGCUGGGGGAGGAAGGGGCGAGUGGCGUCCGGGGGCCGGUCCUUUUCCACCCCCCCCCAAACUGCCGCAUCAGAGAGGUGCAUUGUGGGACGCAGGUGAGGCUGGUUGUCAUAGCAAUCCGAGACAUCGCCAAGGGAGAGGAGAUCACAGUGGACUACAGCCUGACGGAUUGGGGGGAGAACGCCAUGGAGGAAGAGGCGGGCCCUCACCCUCUGUCCCUCUCUGUCUCUGAUUACCUCACCCCCUCGUGGUCCCUGUCCCCCUCCUCUUCCCCGCUCACCCACUCUGAGCCUAGCGACUCGGACCGCGAGGAGGACGAGGAGGAGGAAGACGACGACGAUGACGACGACGACGAAGAGGAGGAAAUGGAGGAGAUGAGGGGCCGGAUGCUCCGCCGCCGUAAGAAGCGAAAGCUCACCGCGGAGGUCACGACGACGAAGAAGAAGAGCGAGCCCCCCUGCUCCUCCUUCACCCACCCGCAGCCCGCCACCCCCCCUGCCAGACCCCAGACCCCGCACUGGCCCCCCACCACCGAACAUCAACAACAACAUCAACAUUAACAUCGGCAGUUCUUCUGGAGGGGGCGCGCAGUGAGCCGGCGGCCAGCACUGCCCGUAC
Notothenia coriiceps (black rockcod) is the source of this 948-nucleotide messenger RNA. Its product is annotated as nucleophosmin-like. The record is from RefSeq and is a predicted model, not a curated record. Bases 39 to 890 code for a protein of 283 amino acids. NCBI's taxonomy places the organism in Eukaryota, Metazoa, Chordata, Actinopteri, Perciformes, Nototheniidae. Gene Ontology annotation, molecular function: protein binding. The transcript is spliced from 5 exons.